AGAUCAUGUCCAUUCCCCCGACCGAUUACUGACUUGUCUCUAAAUGGGCUUUCUAUGCUUCUUGUAGUGACUUAUUGCUCUGAGAGACGCGAAAAGUGUCGUGGACCCUAAAAGAUGUUAGGCCCAGUUGAGCUACAGCUCUUCCCUUCCUGCUACGACUGCAUAGCAUGGUCCGAGGACGGUGAAAUUGCAGUAGCCGCAGGAGAAUAUGUUCACAUCAUAACACCAAAGCAUACAACGGAGAAGAGAGAAGGGAGUGGAUCUGGUUCUCAAGCUACGGGCAAAGACUGGAAUGUGACACGCAUUCGCACGAAUGUCUUCACAAAUAAAGAAUGGUCCAUAAUCCACCCACAAAAGCGAGAGAACUUCUCGAUUGGACCAGAACAAUCUCUCAGUACUAUUGUUGGUCUGGCCUGGUCACCACCAGGCCUUGCCAAGUACAGGCGCUGUCUUCUGGCAGUGCUGACAUCCAGCCUGCUUCUAUCAUUCUACGACAUCGGACCCCAAGGUAGAUGGACACGGGCCGCUAUUGUCAACAACUACUUAAGAUCGUACUUCAAACCCUCCGUUGAUGACAAGGAGUUGAGGCUACGAAAGUGCAAUAUACGUGCCUUUACAUGGUGUCCGCCUCUCAAGGUUCCGACCGCAGACCAGCAUCCAACAAGUUAUACCGUACCGCCGUCUGAAAGCCGCUGGGGCAUGCAUAUUCUUGCGGUCACUAAUGAUGACAAUGAUGUGAUUCUUCUACAAGCUCGAAGGUCGACAGACCCGACCUCCGUUAGCCCAUAUUCGUUCGAGGUCUUGUCAGUCAUCGCCCUUGAUGCGCAUGUAGGCAGUUAUGAGAAUGCUCAACCCGGUUCGAUUUUCUCCUCUGCUUUGUCAACGCGCAGCAGGGCAUCUUCUAUGUCGCCCGGUCCGUGGAUGUACCACCCAAGCGGGAAUAGCACGGGCGUUUGUUCUGCGAUCGGGAAUCUGGCCAUCACCUGGGGGACAAAGCUCAAGAUGGUCAGACAUGUCAUAAAAUUAGUUUCGGAUGAUGAACAACCAAACGAUGUAGUGGGGUAUAAGGCCUUAUGUGAAUCUGAAGAAAUUUCAUCUGUGUAUGGCGGGCUCUUGAACAACUACCAGUUAACUGGCCCUCUGCACUGGUUUUACACAGAUGGAUCUUCUGAGAUUGGACUUGCUGUGGCCAGUUUCGCUGGAAUGGUUGUACUACGGUAUUCUUGUGCGGCAUAUCAGGAGAAGGCAGCAGUGGCAAAGGGAGUCCAAGUAAAAGAAUUUCCGUUCUAUGAAACUGCGGGAAAUAACAUAGUAAACGAUACUCCGAGACAUUGGGAGCAAACUAGUGCCAUGGCUGUUGUGUGGGAUGAAGAAUCUCGGACACCUAUACUUCAUCUUGGCACUGUAGGUGGAUACACAGCAAGUAUGACAUUUUCCAGCCUUCAAGAAAGUGAUAGACUGCCACAAACGCCAUGGAAGAAGCAGCUCGAUAAUGUUCGCGAACAAUUUGAUAUUGCCCGUGAUCUCGGUGGAUAUACCAUCGCUAGGAUCUGGGGGCUUGCGUCUUACAAUGGCCUUGUUGUGGCGGCCAUUACGGUACACCCAGGAGAUACUGUUGAAUAUCGGACUUCUGCAGAGGAGCGAACGACGCUUAUUUUCUCUCAUGCGAAUGCGGAGCCUACAGAAUCGCAAGAUCUGCUUUUCCUUGAACCUCUACCAAAUCUUUCUCCCGACACUUUGCGCAAACAAAGGGAAGCUGUCCUGGGAUAUAUCCUCUUUGCCGGAUGGGGUGAUGACAAUAGACUAUGUUUAAGUCGCAAAUUGCUCUACGCAGCGGCUUGCUGUGCCAUCGUGGACUCCCAGAACGACAAGAUAUUGUCUCAGGCGCGAAAAGCCCUGGAGUGGCUAGCAGACGUUACAGGUAUAGAUUUGGCUGAUGAGAUAGCCAAAUGCUCGGCGCCAGGCAGUACGAUAGACGCAAAAUCUGCCGAACAGCUGGAUGGCUCAGGCCAGCAGGUCUUUGAACAAUGUGGUAUAUGUGAUGCGGGGAUUUCUUGGUACUCCGCCGCAGAAGCUCAGUGUGCGAGCGGUCAUUUGCUUGUGCGAUGUGGUGUGACAUUUUUGGCCAUCCAAGAGCCUGGACUUUCGAAAUUCUGCUCGCGCUGUGGAACAGAAUAUCUCAGUGAGGAUCUUGUACACAAUGAGCUUGAACAGACCUGUCGAAUGUUGUCGGACGUAUUCGAUACCUGCAUAUACUGCAGCGGCAAAUUUCAAGCCUAGCAGUAAGAAUUGCUUGUUUUCGCUUCCUUUUAUCUA
Aspergillus alliaceus is the source of this 2316-nucleotide messenger RNA. RefSeq lists its product as uncharacterized. NCBI's taxonomy places the organism in Eukaryota, Fungi, Ascomycota, Eurotiomycetes, Eurotiales, Aspergillaceae. Gene Ontology annotation, biological process: transcription initiation at RNA polymerase III promoter. The transcript is spliced from 5 exons. Bases 115 to 2280 code for a protein of 721 amino acids. Gene Ontology annotation, cellular component: transcription factor TFIIIC complex. The record is from RefSeq and is a predicted model, not a curated record. Gene Ontology annotation, molecular function: histone acetyltransferase activity.